Molecule: messenger RNA, 1363 nt
Organism: Megalopta genalis
Lineage: Eukaryota; Metazoa; Arthropoda; Insecta; Hymenoptera; Halictidae
Product: aldo-keto reductase 1B
Molecular function (GO): oxidoreductase activity
Source: RefSeq, a predicted model, not a curated record
UAUUUUUUCGCGGUACUCUUUCGCAGAAAUUCUCGCGUUUUUUAAAUUUUUGUUUGUUUACAUAGUGAUAACGCUUGAUUACGUGACUAUGUCAUCAUCAAACUGCCAUCUUAUCUGACGUUCUUUAAUCUACAGGUCUAUGAUUAUUUAUAAAAGGGCCACUCUAGAUGAAUUUAUCGGCAUUGUUCUCCGUGAUCUAUGAGUUGCUGGUGUGUCGGUGAUUGUGAAUUAUCACGGUUAUGUAAAAAUAUUUCUGUGUUUCGAGUAACAAAAUUUUAAACAUUGUCAAAAUGACUCAGAACGUAUCAAUGAUGAAGUUCAAUAACGGUAACGAGGUACCGGCUUUAGGACUGGGUACAUGGAAAUCUAAACCUGAUGAGGUUACACAAGCAGUCAAAGAUGCCAUUGAUUUGGGAUAUCGUCAUAUUGACUGUGCCUAUGCAUAUGGAAAUGAGAAGGAAGUUGGUGCUGCCCUUGAAGCUAAGAUAGCUGAAGGUGUUGUGAAAAGGCAGGAUCUUUUUAUAACAAGCAAAUUAUGGAAUACGUUCCACAAACCAGAACUGGUUGAGCCAGCUAUCAAAACUACCCUGUCCAAUCUGGGUUUGGAAUAUUUGGAUUUGUACCUGAUUCAUUCGCCAAUAGCUUUCAAAGAAGGCGAUGAUCUCCGCCCAAUGAAUGCUGAUGGUACUCCAGCCUUGAGCAAUGUUGAUUAUCUAGAUACGUGGAAGGCCAUGGAAGGUUUGGUAACUGAGGGACUCACAAAGAACAUUGGUAUUAGCAACUUCAACUCUGAACAAGUGGAAAGAGUGCUAAAGAACUGUACCAUCAAACCAGUUACAAAUCAGAUCGAAUGUCAUCCCUAUCUAACUCAGAAGAAGCUCUCUGCACUCUGUAUGGAGAAAGGCAUUCUUAUCACAGCCUAUAGUCCUCUUGGAUGUCCCGACAGGCCAUGGGCGAAACCUGAUGAUCCCAAACUGCUGGAUGACAAAAAAUUGGGUGAAUUAGCGAAAAAAUAUAACAAAACACUUGCACAAGUUUUGAUCAGAUAUCAGUUGGACCGUGGACAUAUUGCAAUCCCUAAGUCAGUUACAAAAUCGCGAAUCGCUGAGAACGCCGAGGUCUUUGAUUUCAAGCUUACCCCUGAAGAUAUUGCAUACAUCGAUACAUUCGAUUGUAAUGGCAGGAUCUGCUCAAUAACUAACUGGAAAUCCAGCCCCCAUUAUCCCUUCCACAUUCCUUUCUAAGAAUGGAACCUAGUUAAAAUAAGAAUGUUUAAAGCGGGUAUUGUUGCAAAAUUUGCAAAGUUCUUCUGUACUAAUUUUCUACGUGAAGUUCAUAUAAAAUAAAUAUCAUUUAAAUAUAA